Messenger RNA from Tribolium madens (black flour beetle), 627 nucleotides. RefSeq lists its product as uncharacterized. Lineage: Eukaryota; Metazoa; Arthropoda; Insecta; Coleoptera; Tenebrionidae. The coding region runs from base 1 to 579 and encodes 192 amino acids. The transcript is spliced from 3 exons. The record is from RefSeq and is a predicted model, not a curated record.
AUGUUACACUUUGUAUUCCUCCUAUUCCUAUUUCUAAGUAUCAGUCGUCAGUGUUUAUGUCUUCAAGAUGAUUAUUAUUGGCGAGAUUACACUGAUGGUGAAGUGCCCAUAGAUGCUGUAGUCGGAGGUAAAAUUGCUGACGGAAAAAACGUUUAUAUUGGACAAGCAUACAUAGAAAAUCAGGGUGAAGUAGUCUGUGAAAUUUUUGAUGGAAUAAAAGAAGUUUAUGUUCCGACAAGAGAUAAUAUAAUACAAAAAAUAGAGGACAAUAUAAAGAUACUUUGUGGUCCUCAACAAAAUUUAUAUUGGGUUCCAACAGAUUCUAAUAACGUUCACACGCUACUGGCUAAUAAUAGUGGAGUGCAUGGUGGUCAUCAAGAUGGACAAGGAAAAAUAAACAUUGGAAGAAUAAAUAUUAACGGAGGCUCUAAAAUUGGAAAAAUUGAUACAUUUUACAAAACAGAUGUUACCAUGUUUUAUAAUAAUAAUUUAAAAGAAGAAAGCGCUAUGUCUUACGAAAUUCUUUUGUACAAAAAACAUAAUGCGAUGAGUAAAACAAUUGCUAAUAAGGCAAUGUAAGUUAAUCAACGCUGUACUAAGAAUGUAGACUUGUGUUUUUAUUUCUAA